This is a messenger RNA of Adineta ricciae, 717 nucleotides long. NCBI's taxonomy places the organism in Eukaryota, Metazoa, Rotifera, Eurotatoria, Adinetida, Adinetidae. The record is from the annotation of a GenBank genome assembly.
AUGUCGAAAUCACCCUUCUACUCCAUACUUCUUCCGACUUAUAAUGAACGAGACAAUUUACCUGUUGUUGUUGCUAUGAUAGAACAAUACUUACGUGAUAUUCCACAUGAAAUCAUUAUUAUCGAUGAUAACUCACCUGAUGGAACACAGGAAGUCGCUACUGCUCUACAACAUCAGUUAGGCCCUGAACGCAUCAUUCUCAAGCCACGUUCGGGCAAACUGGGCUUAGGCUCUGCUUAUGUCCACGGCUCGCAAUACGCACGCGGCGAUUUCCUGAUCAUAAUGGAUGUCGAUUUAUCCCACCAUCCACGGUACAUUCCAACAUUUAUCGAAAGACAACGCGAAGGUGAUUAUGACAUUGUAACCGGUAGUCGUUAUUUGCCAGGUGGUGGCGUUGCCGGAUGGAAUCUUAAACGUAAGAUCAUCUCUUGUGGUGCAAACUAUUUAACUCAAUUACUUCUUCGCCCACCGAUAUCUGACGUCACUGGUUCGUUUCGUUUAUAUCGCAAAUCUCAUUUCGAUCGGUUAGUUAGUCAGUGCACCUCGAAAGGAUACGUUUUUCAAAUGGAAAUGAUUGUUCGCGCUGUGAAUGCGAACUUACGCAUCGCUGAAGUUCCGAUUAUUUUCGUGGAUCGAAUUUACGGUGAAUCGAAAUUGGGUGGACAAGAGAUCGUCUUAUUUGCCAAGGGUGUCUUGCAAUUAACAUUUUUGGAAUGA